AUGGCCCACCCUUCAGCAGCAGCAGGGUCGACUAGCGUGCUUCGCCCUUACCAGUCCUCGGUGAUAGACCGGGCCGUGGAGCUGUACGGACAAGGAACCCGGCGCCUGUUGGUUCCGCUGGCAACGGGCCUCGGCAAAACCGUGGUCUUCACGCACCUUCCCCAGAUCAAAACCAGAGAUGAAUAUGCUAACGGCGAGGGUCGCGGGCGUUUUCGAUGCUUGCGCCAGCAGGCGUUUCCGGAGCUGUGCCGGCGGGGAACGUUAGUGCUGGUGCAUCGCGACGAGCUCGUGCAACAGGCAGUAGCAUCCUUCGGAAAGUUCCUGCCCCAUCUGUCGGUGGGGGUGGAAAAGGGGCCGGAGACCGCGCACGCUGGGUUAGACGUGGUGGUCGCUUCGGUUCAGACCCUUGGGAGGCGCGGUUCGGGAGCGGCGAGACUUCAAAACUUCGCGGACUACGCGGGAGUAGUUGUCGUCGACGAGAGCCGUAUGCUCUUUUGA
Ectocarpus siliculosus is the source of this 498-nucleotide messenger RNA. The record is from the annotation of a GenBank genome assembly. Lineage: Eukaryota; Phaeophyceae; Ectocarpales; Ectocarpaceae.